Messenger RNA from Dimorphilus gyrociliatus, 640 nucleotides. NCBI's taxonomy places the organism in Eukaryota, Metazoa, Annelida, Polychaeta, Dinophilidae. The record is from the annotation of a GenBank genome assembly.
ACAAUAUAAUAAAUAAUUCAAGUAGCGCGGAACCUGUAGCCCUUGCGGCAUGUAACCAUCUGUCAGUUGACACACAUAAAAUUAAAUAAAUUCGUAUAUAUACAUUCAACUUAAGUAUUCAAAAAAUUUUUCAACCAUAAUACCAAAAUCUCAGGCUACAGAAUCCUCUUAAAAUAUGAUGCAGUUUAUGCUAUUAUUUAGCCGGCAAGGCAAAUUACGGUUACAAAAAUGGUAUGGAGCACAUCCAGAGAAAACAAAGAAAAAAAUAACCAGAGAAUUAAUUACAACCGUUCUAUCUAGAAAACCAAAAAUGUGCAGUUUCAUAGAAUGGAAGGAUAUGAAAAUCGUUUACAAACGGUAUGCAAGUUUAUACUUCUGUUGUUGUAUUGAACACACUGAUAAUGAAUUAAUGACUCUUGAAUUAAUUCACCGCUACGUUGAGCUGUUAGAUAAAUAUUUUGGAAACGUAUGCGAAUUGGAUAUAAUUUUCAAUUUUGAAAAAGCCUAUUUUAUGCUCGACGAACUUAUUCUUGGUGGAGAAAUCCAAGAGACUUCUAAGAAGAACGUUUUGAAGGCAAUAGCCGCUCAAGAUCUAUUGCAAGAGAAUGAUCCAUCUAUUUCAUUCUGUUGUGUUCUAUGA